GGGAUGAGGUUGGAUGUGGACGCGUUGCUAAAUGCUUUGAGAUUUACUGUUUAGAGCUGGGAUUUGGGAGCUUUCAUUUGUGUCUCACGGAUUACGUUCAGACGGAAGCUUUUUAAGGGCGGACCAGAAACGGGUACCUUAUGGGAAGCAAAGUCUUACUUUGCAUAAUCAUCCACAGCACCGAACGGCGAUACAUUCGAAAAGGGAAGCCCCAUUACAACAGGCUACAUAACACCCGCCUAUCAUGAACAUAACACCCUUCCGGUGGAAAUCCGACCGCCCGCAGGAAGUGCAAGCCGCCGUUCGGCAGUCCCUAGCCGAAGCCCGGCGCGGCGCGCAAAAUCUCUGGCGACGGCCUCUGCCCACCCCUCCCUCGGGAACGGAAACCACCACCGCGGCACGCCAGUCCCAAAACGACGCAAACACAGGAGCACAGAGCCCGUAUGACCGCGCCCGCACCCUCGAGCUCAAUUUCGCGCCUGGUGGGGAUGACGCCGCCGUUGAGCCAGCAGCAGGGGCUGCAACCGGUCAGGCCAAACGACUCCGUGAGCGCUCCGGCUUCCCCAUGGCGCGGAGCUACGAGAACAUCCAUGAGCUGAUUUCCGGAAAAAAGAAAAGAGGACGCAAGGCGUUGCCUGCCACCCCUGGGCGACAGGCGAGCGACGCGGAUAUGGAGGCUGGGCAGGCGGAUGAGAAGACUAGCGAUGAAGGGGAGGAAGGGGGCGGGAAUGAGGCGCGACCAUCACCACAACGGCAACGCCCGACGCCGUUGCAGAGGAAUAGAUCGGAUAUGAGUAUGCAUAACCAAGCACCGGCGGUUCCGCCGAAGAAACCGGGCUUGCAUCGAAGUACGAGUAUCAAGAUUGAUACGCCGGCGCGGGACAGGGUUCCGAUGGGGCCGGCGGUUCCACCGACGGGGCCGCCCGCGCAACGACUGGCGAUCGAAACCAACAUGGGCGCGCCAACUACCACCGCCUCGCCCAACAGCGGUCGCCGGCUCCAACGUCGUCGGUCGGUGAUGGUUCGCCCCAACCGCGCUCCGGGCGGAGGUGUCCCCGGCGAGGAAGCGGUGGCAGGUGGGCGCACGCCGAAAAUGACCUCGGUGCUCAAAACCCAAGCGACGGACAUGGACGUCUGGGGCAAGUUCACGCGCCUCGCCACCUGCUGCAUCCCGGCGGGUCUGCUCUCCCGGUUCGGCGAUAUGCAUGAACCGGCCGUGCAGCAGGCGUGGCGGGAGAAGAUGACGCUGGUGAUGAUCAUCGCAUGCAUGUGCGGCGCGCUCGGGUUCCUCACCUACGGGUUCGUCACGACCGUGUGCAAGCCCGCCAACCGGAUGUCCUUCGACACGUUCAAUGCCUCGACGCACGAUACCAUGCCCAACACCUUCGGCGUGCACGGCGUCGUAUACAGUCUCGCGAAAUUACAGGACAUCCACGCAAACUAUCCCGGAUUCAUGGCGGGGACCUACCAGGUCGGCGCCGUGCCCGGCCAGGUGAGCCCGUUAACCGACACCGGGGUGGACAUCACGCCCUAUUUCUGGCCCGGGAGCAUCGCCGCCCUGCCCCCGGCGUGCAUGGAGAUGUAUCUGGGCACCACGACGCCCGCGUGUGGGAUCGCGCGCUACCCCGCCGCGCUGGACCACUGCCACGACCCGGCGGUAUUGGAAGCGUAUGUUGCAGCCAACCCGGGUGUGCGCGGGCAGCCGAUCGAGUACCGCUGGGACACGGUCAACUCGCCCAACUCGACGCUGAUGGUGUAUCGCGGCGAGGUGCUGGAUAUGAGCCGGUACAUUGCGACGUCGGCGAACUUCACCCUGCCGAUCUUUGGCAACCUGACCAACGAGAUCAUCUCGCUGCAUCUGGGCAAAGACGCGUCAAAGGCGUUCGCGGGCUCCCCCGCCAGGCUGCAGAUGGGAGAGUGUCUUACGGCCAUGUACACGGUCGGCGAGAUCGAGGGCAAGACGUUCGGGUGCAUCACGUCCGACAUCGUUCUGUACGUGUCGCUGAUCAUGAUUCUCGGCGUCGUGCUGCUGCGGUUCAGCAUGGCGGUGAUGUUCGACUGGCUGGUGGCGUGGAAAUUGGGACGGUUGCAGCAGGACCACGCCGCACUGACGCAGGCGGCGGCGUUGAGGAGGAUGACGCUUGAUCAGGGGAUCGUGCCUUUUCCGAUGCGGGGGAAGCUGGAUAUGGGCACGGGAGGGGUGAGUCGGCGGGCGUCGACGGUGAUGGUCGAUGUGGCGCGGUCGAAUGAGGAUAUCAGUAAGAGUAACGUUAUUGGGCAGCCGACGGUCGUGAGGGCGGAUGGGGCUGCCGGCUCACCGCGUGGUGGGGGCUCGCCGUUGGAUAAAGCGAAGGAUCUCGUCCGCAGCGUGCUUGGCCGCCCGCCUGCACCGACGGUAGUCCACCCGCUGCCCGUGGGCCCCACCUCCACGCCGUCGCUCAACGAAGACCAGGUGGAUGUGCUCCGCUGCCAAUCCCCGUACGGCCUCGAGGUCUACACGAUCAUGAUGGUCGCCGCGUACUCCGAAGGCGCAGAGGGGAUUCGCAACACCAUGGACUCGCUGGCGGAAACGACCUACUCGGACGACCACAAGCUCAUCUUCAUCGUCGCGGACGGGCUCAUCAAAGGCGCGGGCAACACGCAAUCCACGCCGGAGAUCAUCAUCGACAUGCUGGAGAUGGACGCCAACUGGCCGAUGCCGCCGGCGCCCAUGUCGUACGUCGCCAUCUCGGAGGGCGAGAAGCGGCACAACAUGGCGCAGGUGUACGUAGCGUGGUACCGUCGCGGCGAGCGGUGCAUCCCGACCAUCCUGGUCGUCAAAUGCGGCAAGCCCGAGGAAUCCACCACGCCCAAACCAGGCAACCGAGGCAAACGCGACUCGCAGAUCGUGCUCAUGUCCUUCCUGCAGAAAGUCACCUUCGACGACCCCAUGACGCCCCUCGACUACGACCUGUUCCAGAAGAUCCAUUACCUGAUGGGCGUCACCCCCGACGUGUUCGAGAUCGUCCUCAUGGUCGACGCCGACACCAAAGUCGCCCCGGACUCCCUCCCCCGCAUGGUCGCCGCGAUGGUCUCGGACCCCGAGGUGAUGGGCCUCUGCGGCGAGACGCGCAUCGCCAACAAAUCCGAAACCUGGGUCUCGCGCAUCCAGGUGUUCGAAUACUACCUCUCGCACCACCUCGCCAAGGCCUUCGAGUCCGUGUUCGGGGGCGUCACGUGUCUCCCCGGGUGCUUCUGCAUGUACAGGAUCAAGGCGCCCAAGGGCAACGGCGUGUGGGUGCCGAUCCUCUGCAACCCGGACAUCGUCGACACGUACUCGGAGAACCGCGUCGACACGCUGCAUAAGAAGAACCUGCUGCUGCUGGGCGAGGACCGGUUCCUGACGACGUUGAUGCUCGGCACGUUCCCGCACCGCAAGCAGAUCUUUGUGCCGCGCGCGUACUGCAAGACGGUCGUCCCCGCCGAGUUCAAGGUGCUGCUGUCGCAGCGCAGACGCUGGAUCAACUCCACCAUCCAUAAUCUGAUGGAGCUGGUGCUGGUCAGGGAACUCUGUGGCGUGUUCUGCUUCUCGAUGCAGUUUGUCAUCCUGCUGGAACUCGUCGGCACCGUCGUGUUGCCUGCCGCUAUCAUCUUCACUUUCCUCCUAAUCAUAAUGACCUUCGUCGGCCCGGAAAUCCCCGUGAUCCCCCUGAUCCUCCUCGGGGCGAUCCUGGGGCUGCCCGCGAUCCUCAUCCUGCUGACGACGCGGCGCCGCAUGUACAUCUACUGGAUGCUGAUCUACCUGCUUGCGUUGCCCGUGUGGAAUCUGGUGCUGCCCUCGUAUGCGUUUUGGCAUUUCGACGACUUCUCCUGGGGCCAAACGCGCAAAGUGGCCGGCGAGGCCAAGGGCGGCGACAAGACGGGGCACGGGGGCAACGCGGCCGAAACCGACGGGGCGACGGAGGUUCCGCGGCGGCGGUGGGUGGACUGGGAGACGGAGCGGCGGCGGGCGAUGGUUGCAGAGUACGAGCUUGAUCGGCGGGAUCGGGCGCUUGGUGGGGGCAGGGAUGUGGAGGUGGCGAGCAAUGUCAGUGGGAGUAGUACGGCUGUGAAUGCUAGAGACGGUGAGGGCGGGAAGGGGGGGAGGUAGCACGCACGUCGGAGCCCUGACAUUACGGUUAUGCAGCACAACCCGUUGGAUGGGGAAUUGGGGGACUGUUUUAUACAUAUAUGGUUCUUUCGACCUCUUUUUUUUCGCUCAUGUUUUCGUAA
Molecule: messenger RNA, 4251 nt
Organism: Fimicolochytrium jonesii
Lineage: Eukaryota; Fungi; Chytridiomycota; Chytridiomycetes; Spizellomycetales; Powellomycetaceae
Product: chitin synthase 4
Exons: 3
Coding region: 245-4129 (1294 amino acids)
Cellular component (GO): cell septum; cell periphery
Molecular function (GO): chitin synthase activity
Source: RefSeq, a predicted model, not a curated record